ACGCCCAACACCCCCUUUGAGGAGCUGUUGACCGACCUCAACAUCACGGACUAUGAGCUGGGGACGAUGGAUCUGCAUACCGAUGAGACAACAUUUCUGCGGGGGAUGUGGCCGACCGAUGAGUCGGGGGUCAUGGAGAUGAAGACCAUUUUUCCGGGCUUUUACGUCGCGCGGGCAAUCCACAUCCAUGUCCAGGUGCACACGGACUGGACGCUGCGCGCGAACGGCACGAUCACGUCCAGCCACACGGUGAGCACGGGCCAGAUCUACUUUGCCGAGGAGCUGGAGCGCGAGAUCAUGGCCCUCGAGCCGUACGUCUCGCAUACCCAGAUCAAUCGCACCACCAACGCGGAGGACUCUGUCUUCUUCCAGGAUACCGAGGGCGGGUAUAACCCGGUGAUCUCGGUGGUGCCAGCUGACGGCAAGGACGUGAGGAAUGGGAUGAUCGGGUAUAUUACCAUUGGGGUUGAUACUUCGGCGAUUGAGUCGUAUAGCAAAGGGGAUGUUGAUUAUGGGUUGUAG
Molecule: messenger RNA, 522 nt
Organism: Aspergillus japonicus CBS 114.51
Lineage: Eukaryota; Fungi; Ascomycota; Eurotiomycetes; Eurotiales; Aspergillaceae
Exons: 2
Molecular function (GO): oxidoreductase activity, acting on single donors with incorporation of molecular oxygen, incorporation of two atoms of oxygen; iron ion binding
Source: RefSeq, a predicted model, not a curated record